This is a messenger RNA of Sorex fumeus (smoky shrew), 3048 nucleotides long. RefSeq names its product TatD DNase domain containing 2 (gene TATDN2). Gene Ontology annotation, molecular function: hydrolase activity, acting on ester bonds. The record is from RefSeq and is a predicted model, not a curated record. Bases 57 to 1931 code for a protein of 624 amino acids. Lineage: Eukaryota; Metazoa; Chordata; Mammalia; Eulipotyphla; Soricidae. The transcript has 7 exons.
CCCCGCGGGGCUUCCCGUCGCCCGCGGGCCCCCCGCGCCGCUGCCCGGAGGAAGCGAUGGCGUCCCUGGGGGAGGAGGCGGCGUGCAGCCUGAAGGUUAAUUCCAGAAACAGUUGUCGCCAUGCCACAAGCUCUGAGUUUGCAGCAGAGGCUGAGGGUCAGAGCGCCACAGGCGAGGAGGUGGGCAAGAUGCAGAAGAGGCCGCGGGAGCGGCUGCGAGACCAGGGAUCCACAAUGAUCUACCUGAAGGCCAUCCAGGGCAUCCUGGGCAAGUCCCUGCCCAGCCGGAAAGGCGAGACUGCCCCUCGGGCCCGACCAGCCAGGGGAGGCCUCGGGUCAGCUCCCCGGGAGAAACAGGAGAAGACGCAGGAGCCCGCCUGCGUGGGCCGAGCUGAGGAGGAGCAGACCAGGCCGGUACAGGCCAGCAACGCCAGAGUGGUGACUGAGCCCCCAGAGGAGGAGGAGGAGGAGGCGGAGGAAGAGGAGGAGGAGGAGGAAGAGCAGCCCCAAGCGGGGCCACAGGGCGACCAGAGGACUCUGUCCCCUGUUCUUGAGAACCUCUAUCCCCCACUGCAGUUCCAGGAUGAGGCAGACAGCCUGGAAGAAAGUCAGAAGACGGAGGCCCGGGAGGUGCUGCUGGAGUCCAGCUCCUCUGGGAGUGACUGGUCUGAUGUGGACGACGUGACCAGCAUCCGGUUCUCGCAGGAGGAGCCUGUCUCGCUGAGACCCUUGGCGGUCCCCGAGCCUUCGGCUUUCCCCACGGACUAUGUCAUGUACCCGGCCCACUUGUACAGCAGCCCAUGGUGCGGCUACGCCAGCUACUGGGCCAACAGCCCCAAGCCCUCGGCCUUCUCCGGAGGCGGUGGCCACGCCCCAGCGCAGGCGCAGGCGGACAGGAGCGGCCGGAUCCUCCGCAAUGACUGUCCCCCCAGCUCCACCGUGAGCCCCCAGAACUCUUCCAGGGAGCAGAAGGUGGCGGAAGAAGGCCGGUCCCAGAGCUCGCGGGCCCCACGAUUCUCCAGAAGCUCGGAGGAGGUGAAGGAGAGGAGAACGUUCCAGGAGGAGACGCCGCCGCCGCGUCCGAGCUCCCUGCCCAGGGGCCAUCUGGGGGCCAGCCUGGAGGAGGGCUUUAUCGACACCCACUGUCACCUGGACAUGCUCUACGCCAAGCUGGCCUUCAAAGGCAGCUUCGCCAAGUUCCGAAAGAUCUACAGCAGCUCCUUCCCGCGCGAGUUCCAGGGCUGCAUCUCGGACUUCUGUGACCCCCGCACGCUGAGUGACGGCCUGUGGGAGGAGCUGCUGAAGGAGGACCUGGUGUGGGGGGCCUUCGGCUGCCACCCCCACUUCGCACGCUACUACAGCGACAGUCAGGAGAGGAAUCUCUUACACGCCCUGCGGCAUCCCAAGGCCGUAGCCUUUGGCGAGAUGGGCCUGGACUACUCGUACAAGUGCACCACGCCCGUCCCCGAGCAGCACAAGGUGUUCGAGAGGCAGCUGCAGCUGGCCGUGGCGCUGAAGAAGCCCUUGGUGAUCCACUGCCGGGAGGCUGACGAGGACCUGCUGAGUAUCAUGAAGAGACUGGUGCCCCCGGACUACAAAAUCCACAGGCACUGCUUCACGGGCAGCUACCCGGUGAUCGAGCCGCUGCUGCAGCAUUUCCCCAACCUGUCGGUGGGCUUCACGGCCGUGCUGACCUACAGCUCCGCCUGGGCUGCCCGCGAUGCGCUGCGCCAGAUCCCACUCGAGCGGAUCAUCGUGGAGACGGACGCGCCCUACUUCCUGCCUCGCCAGGUGCCCAAGAGCCUGUGCCAGUACGCCCACCCGGGCCUGGCCCUGCACACUGUCCGCGAGAUUGCCCGUGUCAAGGAGCUGCCCCUCUCACACACGCUGGCCACGCUGCGGGAGAACACCGGCCGCCUGUACAGCCUCUGAGUACCGCUGCUGCCAAGCCCUCCAGGACCACCCGCGGCCACUGCCAGUCUGUGCCCUGCAGAAGGGGGAGCCCAGCGGGCAGAUCCUUGGGGACCUCCUGCAGCUCUGUGGGCGGGGAGGGGGCACGGGAGCAUCCCCCGGGCCCCGGGACUGUGCAUGGAGCAGGGGGUGGGCGCUGUGGCCAUCUUGUUCUCUGCGGCCUGGACUUGGUGCCUCUGGCUCACCUGAGCUCUUGGGCUGCAGCUCGGUCCCAGCUCAACAUCCCGGGAAUGGACUUCUGGGGGGCACCUGCUGGAGCCCCAUCUCAGGCCCGUCUUCCUGCACCCACGGAGCCGCCCUCGCACCCUGUCACACGGCACGGCUGCCCGCAGCCACCCGUCCCACAAGCAGAAGGACUCCACCGCUGCUCUUUGGCUUCUGCCACCUUUGCUAUGGAGGGGACAGAGGGACACCUGCCGUCCCGGCCCCCAAAGGUGUUUCUGCUUCCUGGUGCCAGGGGCACAGCUGACAGGCCUCUGGCUCACCACAGAGGCUUCUGCUGGCCUGUGUGGGCCCUGGCCGCCCCUUCUGCGUGCUGGAUCCGGGUGGACCUGCCGCAGCGUGUUAUCAUGGACAGCCCCUGUGCCCUGUGUCUGGGAAGUGCUGGGCUCUGGGGCCUCCGUCCCAGGCCCGCACUUGCCCACCUCCAGGGGAGCUGGGGCUCUUGGACCAGCAGCGUGGAUCGUAUGGGGAACCGGAAGGUACCCUGUGAGCUUGGACAUACUGAGGGAGCAGCCUUGAUCUUUGACGACGGAAUGGCUGUGUGGUAGUGGUAUCUGGUUCCUCUGGGCUCUGGUGUGGCACUGGCACUGCAUGGUGGCCAGGAGGAGCUGAGGCGUACAGCUGGCCCCAGCCAGGCAGGACACCCCCCCACCCCCACCCCCCAACAGCCCUUGGUGCUACAUGCUCUUCCCUCCAGGCGUGGGUGAGUGCUUCUGGGCUCAGACGCCGCGAACAGGGCAGGGCCGUGGGGAUGCAAGUGCUGGACGGUCUCUGGCCGCUCAGCUGGUGGCCAGCGCACUGCUGGAAGGCCUCUGUCCCCUCCCCUGGCGUCUCUUUCUGGAAAUAAAGCAACGGA